Molecule: messenger RNA, 1735 nt
Organism: Apis mellifera (honey bee)
Lineage: Eukaryota; Metazoa; Arthropoda; Insecta; Hymenoptera; Apidae
Product: CREB-binding protein
Exons: 3
Coding region: 361-1674 (437 amino acids)
Biological process (GO): positive regulation of transcription by RNA polymerase II
Cellular component (GO): histone acetyltransferase complex; transcription regulator complex
Molecular function (GO): histone acetyltransferase activity; transcription coactivator activity; chromatin DNA binding
Source: RefSeq, a predicted model, not a curated record
AAAAUUAUUUUUGCUAUGUAUCCGUACUUUAUUUAUGAUAAAGUGCAUAACAAAUUAAAUUUAUAAUUAUCACAAAUAAUAUGAGAUGGAAUCAUAUCGUAUCGACGGCGAGAUUACAAAAACUGCGUCCCUUAUCAUAGUAGAUAACGAUGGUAAUAUCAAUGACACAAAACUAGCGUAAAAGCUCCAUAUGACAAGCAUGCCAAAUAUGGGACAAAUAGGUGUAUCAAGUCCUUAUUAUGGAUCUCCAGCUAGUGGGCAAGGACAUGGUGUUACUAAUAGUCUUACUAAUAGUCUUACUAAUAGUCUCUAGUAUGUACUAAUAGUCUUGUUGGAAUUUUUGCACCACAACAAAAAGGAAUGGGAACAAAUAUGACUGCUAUGCAAGAUAGCAGAUUUGGAGGAACUGGAGGUCCUAUUAGUUCUACAAAUAUUGUGGGUGGGCAAGAAGGUGGUAUGGCUCAACAAGCUCAACCACCUGCACCAAGUCCAGCCCAACCUCAAUCUGAUGCACCAAGUGGAGGUCAACCUGGUUCACAAGCUAUUCAGGGUCAAAUGCCUGGCACCGGUGCUCCAACUGGUACUACAAAAUCAACUGCUGAUCCAGAAAAACUUAUCCAACAACAAUUAGUUCUUUUACUUCAUGCACAUAAAUGUCAACGACGUGAAAGUCAAGCAAAUGGUGAUGUCUGGCAAUGUUCGUUGCCAGAUUGUAAAACUAUGAAAAAUGUAUUAACUCAUAUGACUACUUGUCAAGCAGGGAAAAAUUGUACAAAACCACAUUGUAGUUCUUCAAGACAAAUUAUUAGUCAUUGGAAACAUUGCAAUCACAAUGAUUGUCCUGUAUGCCUAUCUUUAAAGCAAGCAAAUAAGAAUAAAACGACAAAUACUGCUGCAGCAUCUACAACUCAACCAAAUAGUCAACCAAAUCCGAGUCAAACCGAAAUGAGAAGAGCGUAUGACGCAUUAGGAAUUCCAUGCCCUACUACAACGCCUGGUUUAGUAGCAAGUCAAUGUGUUACUAGGAGAAUGCCAACACCAGGCAUGCAAGGAACACCCGGAACUAUAGGAAAUGUCCGAUUAACUCAACCUCAAACUCAGACUGCACCAGGUCAAUCCAUAGUUGGUGCCGGGCAACAAGUUGUUGCUCCAAAUGUUUCUCUUCCUUUAAAUCCAGAUCCUAAUACAGUUGGUGUAGCUAGUAAUCAAGCAGCACCUACCACCGGCCCCACGCCUGCUGCUGCAGCAACUGCUGCAAACAUACAACAAUCUGUCAAUAUGCAACAAUUAUUUAGUUUAAAUGAUUCAGGACAAUUUAGUGUUCCAAAUGAAAAUAGAUUGGCUAAUCUUCAACUUCCAGCUGGACUUCAAUCAGGUCAAGUAACAGCAACAUCGAUACAGGAAUCAAAAGAUUGGCAUCAAACUGUAACACCAGAUCUUAGAAAUUAUUUUGUUCAUAAAUUAGUUCAAAAAAUAUUUCCCACUACUGAUCCGCGGGCUAUGCUUGAUAAAAGAAUGCAUAAUCUUGUUGCAUAUGCAAGAAAAGUUGAAAGUGAUAUAUAUGAAAUGACCAAUUCAAGAUCACAGUAUUACUAUUUGCUUGCCAAAAAAAUUUACAAAAUUCAAAAAGAAUUGAAAGAAAAACGACAAAAACGAAAGAAACAACAGGAAUAAUUACAUGCUCAACAACAAUUUUGAUUUCAAUUUUAUAGGAAAAAAUUGGAUUUUUUUAUUU